CCUACGGCCGAGCUGGCCGUCCCCGAGGCUCUUAAAAGACGACUCUGCGUGCCCCGCGCAAACACACGACCAUGUUGUCUUCCACCAUAACGUUGGCCUCGCUGGCCUUGUUCGCGCUCGCGGGGACGGCUGCGGGUGGUUCCAACACUUUAUUCACUGGUUUCUCAGUCGGAAAGAAAGCUGUUUCUCACAAUGCAAAUACUUUUGGGGAGCAGAAAAUCAUCGGUGGAGUUGCAACUUCAAUUAAAAAUUUCCCCUACAUGGCGGCAGUCACCAUGUAUAAGGGCAAAACCUACGUAGCCCAGUGUGGAGGCUCGAUCCUGGAUAAAUACCACAUUUUGUCAGCUGCCCACUGUUUUGACAAUAGGAACCCUAAGGCCUACUACAUCAGGGUGGGGUCCGAUUACUGGAGGUACAAGGGACAGGGAUCCGGUGUAAAGACUAUCACGGUUCACCCCAAGUACAACAAGACAAUCUUCGAUUACGAUGUGGCCGUGAUCAAGCUCAUCAAGCCCAUCACCAUCAACAACCGGGAGACGAAGGCGACGAGCAUCGUCAAGCUCAACACGGUCACCAAGGCCGACACGGUCAUCACCCUCAUCGGCUGGGGAUACACAGACGCCCUGCACUCCAAACCGAUACCCGGCACGGUCCGAUCGGUGGACAUCGCCGUCACCGAUCGCAGCGAGUGUGAGUCGGACUACAGCGACUUUGAGAAGGAAAUCACACCCAGGAUGAUCUGCGGCAUGACGACAGACGGCGAGGCUAAGGAUUCUUGCCAGGGUGACUCCGGUGGCCCCGUCAUCAACAAGGCCACCAAGCAGCAGAUCGGCAUCGUCUCGUGGGGCAUGGGCUGCGCGCAGAUGGGGUCCCCAGGUGUCUUCACCAACCUGGCCAAUCCGGAGAUCCGGUCCUUCAUCAACUCCGCCAUCAAGAAGUAGUGCGUGCCCAAUAUGAAUACACUUUUAUGAAUGAACCGUCAUCGAUCACCUUCAACCGGAUAAGAAAGAAAAAUACACGUCUGUUUUUUCCCCUAAA
Molecule: messenger RNA, 1038 nt
Organism: Frankliniella occidentalis (western flower thrips)
Lineage: Eukaryota; Metazoa; Arthropoda; Insecta; Thysanoptera; Thripidae
Product: mite allergen Der p 3-like
Exons: 6
Coding region: 72-941 (289 amino acids)
Biological process (GO): proteolysis
Molecular function (GO): serine-type endopeptidase activity
Source: RefSeq, a predicted model, not a curated record